This is a messenger RNA of Oppia nitens, 777 nucleotides long. Its product is annotated as 17-beta-hydroxysteroid dehydrogenase 14-like. The coding region runs from base 1 to 777 and encodes 258 amino acids. The transcript is spliced from 4 exons. The record is from RefSeq and is a predicted model, not a curated record. Lineage: Eukaryota; Metazoa; Arthropoda; Arachnida; Sarcoptiformes; Oppiidae.
AUGAAUGGAAAGGUAGCAAUAAUAACAGGGUCGUCAUCGGGUAUCGGUGAGGCCAUUGCCGUCAAGUUGUCCUCAUUGGGUGCACAUGUGAUCAUCACUGGUAGGGAUGAGUCGCGCAUUGACGCUGUGGUGAAAAAGUGUCAAUCAUUUGGUAUACAAAAACAACUGGCAAUCGGUAUGAGAGCCGAUCUGGUAGUGGAAAGGGAUGUCAAACAGUUAGUCAAUCGGACUGUCGAAACAUUUGGUCGAAUUGAUAUACUUGUUAACAAUGCUGCCUAUUAUGAGGACAUGGAGUUUACAGAUCAGCAGUACAUUCAAUUGUAUGAUAAGUUUUUUGAUUGUAAUUUAAAAGCUAUACAAUUGUUGACCGGAUUAGUGAUACCAUAUUUAGUUGAAACUAAUGGCAGUGUUGUUAACAUAUCAAGUGAUUCAUCAGUAAUUCCUGACACCCUAUCACCGGCCUAUGCGAUGUCAAAAUGUGCAUUAGAUUUGUUUACCAAAUGUUUGGCCCUAGAAAUGGGUCCCAAAGGGGUUCGGGUUAAUAGUGUUAAUCCGGGCACAACUAGAAGUCCAUUACUGGAAAAGUUGGGCCCAAAUAUGAUGGACUAUUGGAUAGCGCACAGCGCAGAGUCAUAUCCAUUGAGACGAGUGGGCGAACCGCUAGACACGGCCGAAGCGGUAGCUUUUCUGGUCAACAGCAACAACACGACUGGCCAUUCAUUCAUAACGGGUGCUAUACUACGGGUCGAUGGCGGAGCUGUUUGUCAAAUGCAUUAG